AUGGCAGACGACGCUCCUCCUCCGCCAGCAGCCGAAACACCAAACGGCCCGCAAAAGGAUCUGGAAACAUUAUUAAACGAUGAGCGAACGCUCCGUACUUUCACCGAGCAAGUCCUGGAUUGCCGACAAAUAGAGCUUGAAGUUUCGGAAGUAGAGAACAAGAGGCUUCUCAAGAAAAUCGACCUGCUGACAAAGGAGUUGUCCGAAACCAGGACUCAAUUAUUGGAGGCACGAGCCCAUUUAAAGACAAAGGACCGCAACCUGCAAGAGGCUGGUGAUCAAAUAUUCCGACUCCAGUCACACCGCCAAGAUAUCACUGAGUCGGAGGCUAGGGAGGCGUACAAGGCGCUCUGCGACAAAAUUCAACGAUGGGUGGAAAACAGACUGCCAUUGACUUUGGAAGGGAUAUCAUCUGGAAAUCUCAAGAAGCCAAGCCCUGCACAAGCGGCGAAAUUUCUCUCUUUGCUUCGUGAACCGGCGAAGAGAUGUCUUACUAUACACCACAGCGAUGAAUACCACAUUGCGGCCGCAAUAUCUUAUUACCUGUGGCUGGCAUUCUUUUCAAAGCCGUUUUAUUGCCCUCUCGAUGAUUCUACAGAGGAUGCAACCAUUUUAUGGAUUGUUGGGAUUGAGUCCGCCAUGGCGAAGUUUAGAGACGCCGAACACUGCCGCGAAUGGAGAAGUGAAACCCUCGUAGCGUUGAGCUCCCAAAAAUCUUUCAAGUCUAGGCGAGAAACGUACAUACAUCUAAUUUCUAAAGACCUGUCAUCGUACAUGACAACCGCAUUCCCAAAAAUCUCAGUCGCCGAGCUCCAAAGCUCCCUCCGUAAGGCCGUGGUUCAACCUGCGGCCGAUCUUGCGCAUAGGUUCCAUACAUCCAGCAGCAUGUUCUGGCUGAAGUGGCCAUUGAAGACGGCCAGCACGCGGCUCGAGGUGUAUGAGUGCUCUAACCUGGCGGAUGGCGGACGCACAGUAGACUUAAGCGGCACAUCACCCGAGUCCGCUGUUCGACGGGACGUCAGAUAUCUUUUCGAUAUUGCGCCUGGGUUGUUCGUGGAGAGGGUCGAAGGCGGGAGGAAGCUGCCAUUAAAGGCCAUCUGUCGGCCCAAGGUGUUGGUUCACGGCAACCAGAGUCAAGUUACUCACAGAGCAACACUUUUGACGUGGCUGUAUAGUGCUACCAGGGAGGGCUAG
Pochonia chlamydosporia 170 is the source of this 1194-nucleotide messenger RNA. RefSeq lists its product as hypothetical. The transcript has 2 exons. NCBI's taxonomy places the organism in Eukaryota, Fungi, Ascomycota, Sordariomycetes, Hypocreales, Clavicipitaceae. The record is from RefSeq and is a predicted model, not a curated record. Bases 1 to 1194 code for a protein of 397 amino acids.